Lathyrus sativus (Indian pea) is the source of this 507-nucleotide messenger RNA. The record is from the annotation of a GenBank genome assembly. NCBI's taxonomy places the organism in Eukaryota, Viridiplantae, Streptophyta, Magnoliopsida, Fabales, Fabaceae.
AUGAACAGACCAGGAGAUUGGAACUGCAGGGCAUGCAACCACCUCAACUUUCAGAGAAGAGAUUCCUGCCAACGAUGCGGUGAAUCAAAAUCGGUGUCUAGCGGUGGCGGUGAUUACGGUGUAGCAUUCGGUGGCGGAAGAGGCUCUAGUUCGCCUUUUCCUUUCACCACUGGCCCUGAUGUCCGCCCAGGUGACUGGUACUGUACUGUUGGUAACUGUGGAGCUCACAACUUUGCCAGCCGCUCUAGCUGCUUCAAAUGUGGUGCCCCUAAGGAUAUUGACACCUUCUCCUCUGACUCCUCAGACAUGCCAAGGUUAUUGAGAUCACCAUACGGUUUUGGAGGCGGUAGCGCAGGAGGCGCCUCCACCCGCCCCGGGUGGAAAUCCGGUGACUGGAUAUGCACCAGGUCUGGUUGUAACGAGCAUAACUUUGCUAAUAGAAUGGAGUGCUACCGAUGCAAUGGCCCUAGGGACUCUAGUUCUGGAAGGUCUUCCUAUUUGUCGUGA